AUUUCUUCGACCGUCGCAGAAUUACAUUCUUCUAACACAAGUUCCCGGCGAGUCAAACUUCUUCUCCGCCGCAACGGCACUUUGAUGGAAUCGAAGAUUACGACCGCUUCUCCUCCUCCAAACCCUCUCUUCUGCUUGAAAUGGCCAUGGGACUCUCCAAACAAACAACCCAAAUCUCCAAGCGUCUGCGACUUUCAAUCCCCCUGGCUAUUCAGAUCUAUGCAAAGCGUCGGUUCCUUCGCUCUCACCUCCUUCAACUCGCUCGGGCUCGAUCUAAAACCCCCAAAGAAGAAGCCUUUAAGCGCUUCCGAGCAAGGAGAAGCAGAACAGAGAGCCUUCGCGGCUGCGUUGGCUAGCCAGAAGGAUGCAACUGUGCUCGAGUUUUACUCGCCGAAGUGCAGACUCUGCAACUCUCUGCUCAACUUCGUCUUGGAGGUUGAGAAAAGGAACUCGAAUUGGCUUAGUGUUACCAUGGCUGAUGCGGAGAACGAGAAGUGGUUUCCCGAGCUUCUUCAUUAUGACAUAAAGUAUGUUCCUUGCUUUGUUUUGUUGGACAAAAAUGGACAAGCUUUGGCUAAGACGGGUGUUCCUAGUAGCCGUGCUCAUGUUAUUGCCGGUAUCUCUCAUCUUCUUAAGAUGAAGCGGCCACCUACAGUCUGAGAUUAUGGUUGUGGAUGGUUUGUUUCUGGUGUACCAAAUAUCAUUUACUAAUGUUGUGGAAGGUUACGGUGAUAAUAGAUGUUUUUGUUGUAUAGAUGCCAAUCUCUAUUACUCACUGUUGGUUCUUUCUGUUGUCUUGGCUCACUUUGAAUUGAGAAGUAGUAUUUGUGACU
Brassica napus (rape) is the source of this 833-nucleotide messenger RNA. Its product is annotated as thioredoxin-like protein HCF164, chloroplastic. Gene Ontology annotation, biological process: cell redox homeostasis. The transcript has 2 exons. The record is from RefSeq and is a predicted model, not a curated record. NCBI's taxonomy places the organism in Eukaryota, Viridiplantae, Streptophyta, Magnoliopsida, Brassicales, Brassicaceae. Bases 85 to 660 code for a protein of 191 amino acids.